Molecule: messenger RNA, 1185 nt
Organism: Fraxinus pennsylvanica
Lineage: Eukaryota; Viridiplantae; Streptophyta; Magnoliopsida; Lamiales; Oleaceae
Source: the annotation of a GenBank genome assembly
AUGGCUAUUGCCGACAGUCACCACCGCCACCAAAAGUGGAGACUAUGCGGGUUGUGGCAGUCAGCAACGACCUCUUCUCCUUCCUCUACUCAGAAACUUCGUAAUAACUCUCAAAGUCACAACUACCAAAACGGCGGCGUCGGUUCGAGAAACCAGUCGUCCUCAUCCACCGUCUCCAUCUCUUCAUUUGCCAGAUUGAUCCUUCCGGCUAGACGAAGACUUCGCCUCGAUCCUUCGAGCAAUCUAUACUUCCCCUAUGAACCAGGAAAGCAGGCGAGGAGUGCAAUUAGGAUUAAGAAUUCCAGCAAGUCUUACGUUGCAUUUAAGUUUCAAACUACUGCACCAAAGAGUUGUUAUAUGCGCCCCCCUGGCGGUAUUCUUGCUCCUGGAGAAAAUCUCGUUGCUACUGUGUUCAAGUUUGUGGAGCAUCCAGAGAACAACGAAAAGCCUACGGAUCAGAAGAGCAAGGUUAAAUUCAAUAUCAUGAGUCUAAAGGUCAAAGGAGGAACAGAUUUUGUUCCUGAGUUGUUUGAUGAGCAAAGGGAUCAAGUCACUCUUGAGCGAAUAUUACGCGUUGUCUUCUUGGAUCCAGAGCACUCAACUCCUGCACUUGAAAAACUGAAGCGUCAAUUGGCUGAAGCUGACGCUGCUACAGAAGCACGCAAGAAGCCUCCACCGGACACAGGUCCACGUGUUGUUGGGGAAGGUCUUGUUAUAGAUGAAUGGAAAGAACGAAGGGAGAAAUAUCUUGCUCGGCAGCAGGAUGAGGCUGUAGUUUCGAUGGAAUCCUCAGGGCCACCACCCCUCUCUGCUACUGUGUAUAUAGUGGAAAGAAGAAAAACUUGCUCUUUAUCCACUUGCAUAAACUUCAAAUUUACUGCAAUAAUGCUAGAAGGCAAAGCAGUAAUUGGUGAGACAGAUAUGCUCGAAACCAUGCAACAAGAGGCUCUUCAUAUAGCAGCAAAGGCACUUGAUUUCUUCGAUGUCACUGAGGCCACUGAAAUAGCCCGUUUCAUUAAGAAGGAAUUUGACAGGCAAUAUGGAUCUGGAUGGCAAUCCUUACGAUUUUGCUCUUCAGAGGAUCAAAUGGACAAGAACCCUAGGCACGUGAAUUUCCAGCUUGCCAUUGAGGCGUCUGAAAUGAGGAGACUUCUCUUCGUCCUUCAGAAAUUCUCGUAUCACUGA